AUGUUAGACCGAAUUAACCAAUAUAGUCCUACUCCCCUGUGGUUGGAUUGCGAUCCUGGCCAUGAUGAUGCUUUUGCAAUUCUGAUCGCCGCUCAUCAUCCAUCUUUGGAACUUCUUGGAAUCAGUACUAUCCAUGGAAAUGCAUCGUUAGAGAAGACAACCGCCAAUGCUGGCAGCGUUCUAGAGGCGAUCGGCAAACCCGACGUUCUUGUCUAUCCCGGUAGCAACAAGCCAUUUUCACGGCCUGCUCUUCAUGCGCCCGAUAUCCACGGCGAAUCCGGUCUUGACGGGACCGACCUUCUUCCCAAGGCCACUAGAGCACCCAUCACCGAUAAGAACGCCAUUUUGGCCAUGAGAGAUGCUCUUCUUGCACAGCCCAAGGGUACUCCCUGGGUAGUCGCAACGGGUACCUUGACUAACAUCGCACUGUUGUUUGCAACAUUCCCCGAGGUGGCUGAACACAUCCAAGGGCUGAGCAUUAUGGGUGGUGCCAUCGGUGAAGGAUUCACCGAUGCUCCCAUGAGCAGACUCCCAGGUGAGAAGGCCAGGAUUGGAAAUGUGACCCCAUGGGCCGAGUUCAACUUCUACUGUGACCCGGAGUCUGCCAAAUCAAUCUUUAGCAACCCAGUUCUUGCAUCUAAGACGACUAUCAUGGCCUUAGAUCUCACACAUCAGGUUUUGGCAUCACAGGCUGUUCAAACGCGCAUCUUGCAUGGCUCGAUCCACUCGACCGAGGAACCCACUAUCCUUCGGCGGAUAUUGCAUGCCCUACUCAAUUUCUUUGCUGCCACAUACGAGAACGCCUUUGGUUUGACCACUGGGCCUCCACUGCAUGAUCCUCUUGCUGUGGCUGUCGUCUUGUCCACGCUUAAUCCAGCCUUUGCCAAUAAACAUCCCAAUCAAGCUCUUGCUUUCGAUGAUAAAGGCGGCGAGCGUUUCGCUUUGAGUAUCGUCACAGAUGGAAAGCACGGGAAAGAUGUAUCCACAACAGGUCAGCUGGGUCGUUCGAUCGCUACUCCUGUUGAUGGUCCAGGCGUUGCCGUUCCCAGGGGUGUUGAUCUAGAUGCCUUCUGGAACAUGGUCCUACAAUGUGUCCAGCUGGCCGAUGAUUGCAAUGCUGCACGUAUGGUCUGA
Molecule: messenger RNA, 1134 nt
Organism: Penicillium egyptiacum
Lineage: Eukaryota; Fungi; Ascomycota; Eurotiomycetes; Eurotiales; Aspergillaceae
Source: the annotation of a GenBank genome assembly